Messenger RNA from Brassica oleracea var. oleracea, 1090 nucleotides. RefSeq lists its product as uncharacterized. The transcript is spliced from 3 exons. NCBI's taxonomy places the organism in Eukaryota, Viridiplantae, Streptophyta, Magnoliopsida, Brassicales, Brassicaceae. The coding region runs from base 38 to 1090 and encodes 350 amino acids. The record is from RefSeq and is a predicted model, not a curated record.
GGUUUGUUUGAUCUGGUGGGGUCUUGAAGAAUAUACAAUGUCUCAGUUUCUCUUCCGUCUCUCCAAACUAUCAUCUCGGAACAACAAUAUGAUACACGAGAGAGCUCGUUUGUUCUCAACCAGACCGUAUCUGACACUUGGCACUAGGGUCAAGGAAGUUUUGCCAGGUGGCUACAAAAUUGCAGAUAUUCUCUUGUUCGACCCUGCUGAAGAAGAGUUAGUCACGGUCCCCGACAAAACAAUUCCCAAAGAGCUCAUGGACGAAGAAAUGGUCGGUGCUUCCCAUGGAUGGGGUGUUUUCUGUGCUCGGCACGACCGUUCCGUACGCAUCAGCGACUUAUACAAUCCAUUGGCAUCCAAAUCAAACCCCACCAUGAUUACUCUGCCUCGGCUUACUGCUCUGUCCUCUAACUACUGCAACGUGGCAAUGACCUCUUCCCCUCACCUUGAAGACUGUGUAGUGGCUAUCAAGUUCGUAGGUGACCAUCUGAGUCUGUGCAGGCCCGGUCGUGACCUUGAGUGGACUAAUAUCUUGACCCCUCCUAGCUGCUUGGAAAACUCAAAUCUUAUGUAUUCCAAAAGAGACAAAAAAUUCUACUUGCCUGCUCCUGGAGGUAAAUACUUGUUCUCCUAUAAUCUCCACUUCAAGGAAGAAGAUAUCCCUGAGGUCCAAGAGGUGGUCUACCGUGGCCACCCAGAGUUGGAUCAGUCGGAAUGGGAGCUUUUGAGUUCGUGUACCAGGACGGAGCAUCUUGUGGAGUACACACAUGGCUUCUACUCGACUGUGUUGGAAAGAAUUGACCACAUAACACAGAGGUUUAUGGUGUUUAGAGAGGAGGAGACGACAGAAGGAAGCAUCAUGUGUUACACUGAGGACAUUGGAGACAUGUGCAUUUUCCUUGCGAACAGCGAGGCUUUCUGCGUCCCCGCCAGCUCCUGCACCGGCCUCAAACCCAACUCCAUAUAUCAUAUGGGACGUGGCUUAGGUUUUUACGAUCUCACUACUGGAAACCCACAUCAGUACCUAGCUCCUGAUGGUGCACCCAGCGUUCUCACCCAACCUUACUGGCUUCCUCCUUUUUCUACCUAG